GCCCCUGAAGCUCUGCCCUGUGCUGUUUUCCUCGGGCGGCUGGCUUCCCUGGUCGUUCGCUCGCCCGCGCUGUGUGUGCCUUUUUCCCCCGAGGGGUCGGGGGCUGCACCGUCAUGGCGGAGGUGAAGGUGAAGGUGCAGCCGCCUGACGCGGACCCCGUCGAAAUAGAAAACAGGAUUAUAGAGUUAUGCCAGCAGUUCCCGCAUGGAAUCACAGACCAGGUGAUUCAGAAUGAAAUGCCUCACAUCGAAGCCCAGCAGAGGGCGGUGGCCAUCAACAGACUCCUGUCCAUGGGCCAAUUGGAUCUCUUACGGAGCAACACAGGCCUUUUAUAUAGAAUAAAGGACUCUCAGAAUGCUGGCUCUGUCUCAUUCUUUCUAAGUAAAAUGAAGGGGUCGGAUAACCAAGAAAAACUAGUCUAUCAAAUCAUAGAGGAUGCAGGAAAUAAAGGAAUAUGGAGCAGAGAUAUCCGAUAUAAAAGUAACUUGCCAUUAACAGAAAUCAAUAAAAUUCUAAAGAAUUUGGAAAGUAAAAAGCUUAUCAAAGCUGUUAAAUCUGUCGCAGCCUCAAAAAAGAAGGUGUAUAUGCUCUAUAACCUGCAGCCGGACCGGUCCGUCACUGGCGGGGCUUGGUACAGUGACCAGGAUUUUGAAUCAGAAUUUGUAGAGGUGCUUAACCAGCAGUGCUUUAAAUUUCUACAGAGCAAGGCAGAAGCAGCACGAGAAAGCAAACAGAAUCCGAUGAUCCAAAGGAACAGUUCGUUUGCUUCGUCACAUGAAGUGUGGAAGUACAUCUGCGAGCUGGGGAUCAGUAAGGUAGAAUUGUCCAUGGAGGACAUUGAAACCAUCUUGAACACCCUCAUUUAUGAUGGAAAAGUGGAGAUGACGAUCAUUGCCGCCAAGGAAGGCACAGUUGGCAGCGUGGAAGGCCACAUGAAGCUGUACCGGGCAGUCAGCCCAAUCAUCCCGCCCACAGGGCUGGUGCGGACACCCUGCGGGCUCUGCCCGGUUUUUGAUGAUUGCCAUGAAGGUGGUGAAAUUUCGCCAUCUAACUGUAUUUACAUGACAGAAUGGCUUGAAUUUUAGGAGAGUGACAGAUUUGACUGACAUUGUGCAAGUGAAGUUCCUUUGGGAGCAGAUAAUCGAAUUCAUGAUGAAACAGAAGAUUUCCCUGAAAGUAAACUUCACAGUAAUGCAUACAGAUCUGCUGCUAUGGAAAUUAUAUUUUUAUUUGUGAAGACUGAAUUUAUAUUGGUGAAGUGGCCAACACGGAAGAGAUAAAACUCACAGUAAAAUUCUUUGCUGAACAUAACACUUUGAAACUGGAGAACUAUAUUUUUUGAAGUUUUCAGACUUUUUGAUGGUUCGAAGAAAGAAGUCAAAUCCAUAAUGACCAAGUAUUCUGCUAAUAACUAGAGCAUGUAGGAGUUCAUUUUACAGUAUUUAUUAAAACUUCCUUUGGAAA
Molecule: messenger RNA, 1464 nt
Organism: Ochotona curzoniae (black-lipped pika)
Lineage: Eukaryota; Metazoa; Chordata; Mammalia; Lagomorpha; Ochotonidae
Gene: POLR3F
Product: RNA polymerase III subunit F
Exons: 10
Coding region: 114-1085 (323 amino acids)
Biological process (GO): transcription by RNA polymerase III
Cellular component (GO): RNA polymerase III complex
Source: RefSeq, a predicted model, not a curated record